Prunus armeniaca (apricot) is the source of this 1899-nucleotide messenger RNA. NCBI's taxonomy places the organism in Eukaryota, Viridiplantae, Streptophyta, Magnoliopsida, Rosales, Rosaceae. The record is from the annotation of a GenBank genome assembly.
AUGCCUCCAGCUGGGAAGGUUUCAGAGUUUCGCAAAGAAGGCAAUGACUGGUUUUGCAAAGCGGGAUUGCCAAGUGAUAUUACUGUUGUGGUGGACGGCGUGAGCUUCCAUCUUCACAAGUUUCCUCUCAUAUCAAAAUCUGGGAAGAUAGCACGUAUGUAUGAGGAGUCUAAAAGCACACGUGACAAGAUUUUCACUGCACUUCUGGAAGAAUUCCCCGGUGGCCCUGACACAUUCCUCAUUGCAGCUAAAUUCUGCUAUGGUAUGCGGGUUGAAUUGACUCCAAGAAACAUAGUAAUGAUCUACUGUACAGCAGACUACCUUGAAAUGACAGAUGAGUAUGGAGAAGGCAACUUGCUCUCAAAGUCAGAGAGUUUCUUCCAUAAGAAUAUACUUCACAACUGGAAAGACUGUAUCUUGGCACUUCAAAGUUGUGAGACUGUUAUCCAAAGGGCAGAAAAACUUCACAUAGUAAACAAAUGUGUAAAUGCUCUAUCUGUGAUGGUAUGUACAGAUCCUAGUUUAUUUGGAUGGCCUAUGAUGAUGUAUGGUAGUUUGCAGAGCCCUGGUGGAAGCAUCCUAUGGAAUGGAAUUAACACCGGAGCUAGAAUUCGAAGCUCUGAGUCUGACUGGUGGUUCGAAGACAUCUCAUACCUCAGUGUGAGUUUGUUUGAGAGACUUAUCAAGACAAUGGAAACAAGGGGUAUAAGACCCGAAAACCUAGUGGGUGCUGUAAUGCACUAUACCAGGAAGUACCUACCUGGUCUGGGACGAUGGCAGGGUGGACAACAUGGUAUACCAAGAACAGUUACAAGUUUUAGUUUGACACCCAUUGCCCUUGAUCAAAGGGUAGUUUUAGAAUCCGUUGAAAAACUUCUUCCCCGAAAGAAGGGGAAAUCAUUUUGCCGUUUUCUACUUGGUCUACUUCGUGUGGCAUUAAUUUUGGGUGUCAGUGAAAGCUGCAAGGAUGCUUUGGAGAGGAGAAUAGGAAGGCAACUGGAGUUGGCAACCCUAGAUGGCCUUCUGAUUCCUACAUAUUCAGAUGCUGAUGCAUUGUAUGAUACUGACUGUGUUGAACGGAUAAUCCAUCAUUUUAUGUUGUCAGAAUCAAAGGUCACACCAUUUUCUCCAUCAUCAUUUGACAUGGAAACAUCACCAUCAUCAAGACCGUUACAAAAAGUUGCAAAGUUGGUAGAUAACUAUAUUGCGGAGGUUGCUUCAGAUGUGACUUUAAAACCAGUAAAGAUACGCUCUCUUGCAGAGGCCCUCCCAGAAUCUUCAAGGACUUUGUUUGAUGGCUUGUAUAGGUCACUGGAUAUAUACUUCAAGGCACACCCUUGGCUCUCAGAUAAAGAGAAGGAAGAACUUUGCAGCAUCAUUGACUUCUCGAAACUCUCUAUUGAUGCCUGUGCCCAUGCAUCCCAAAAUGAAAGGCUGCCACUUAGAGUUGUUCUUCAAGUCCUGUUCUUUGAGCAGAUGCAUUUGAGAACUGCUCUAGCUGGUUGUCUUCAUGGCUUGGAAACUGAGAGUGGCCCUGCAGGUCCUGUGACUGUCCCAGGUGACAUGGCUGGCCAGAUUAUACAGAGGGACGGGUGGGUGACUAUGGUGCGUGAGAACCGGGUUUUAAAGGUGGAUAUGGAAAAGAUGAGAUCUAGAGUCGGUGAACUCGAAGAAGAGUUUAGUAAAAUAAAGCAAGAGAUGAAAAAGGUGAACAAAUCACAUAGCUCUCUCAGUUCUCCUCGUGUGGUUGCCAGGAGAAUUGGGUGCAGUCUUCUUUCGCGACCCUCUGAUGCUAAACCAGAUACCAUUGAAAGUACUGGGCCCUCCCCAAGAAUAUCAGUUGAGCAGGCACGCCCGUCCCUGCGUUCUAGACACAACAAAAGUUUCUCGUUGUUCUGA